CCCAUAGGCUAUAUCGGCGAGUUUGAGAUCGUGGACGACCACAGAGGCGGCAAAAUUGUGGUCAAUCUGACGGGACGUCUCAACAAGUGUGGAGUCAUUAGCCCUCGAUUUGAUGUCAAACUGCGAGACAUGGAGUCCUAUUUGGCUAAUCUGUUGCCCUCCCGACAGUUCGGGUUCCUCGUACUGACCACUUCCGGAGGAAUUAUGGACCACGAAGAGGCACGAAGAAAGCAUUUGGGCGGCAAAAUACUCGGCUUCUUCUUCUGA
Oppiella nova is the source of this 267-nucleotide messenger RNA. The record is from the annotation of a GenBank genome assembly. NCBI's taxonomy places the organism in Eukaryota, Metazoa, Arthropoda, Arachnida, Sarcoptiformes, Oppiidae.